AAAAGCUCUCAUCUUUGCGGCUGAGAAUUGUCUGAAAAUUCACACAGUCCUAAACUUUUUCUCUCUACCUUAUAUACUUCUCUCAAAGUUCUAUGCUGUCAUCAAUGGCCUUAUUCUCAGCUCCUCCACCCCAUUUCCCAACUCUCUCUCCUCCAAAACCCCACUUAACUCACAAACUAUAUACACCUUUAACUUUCAAGAAACCCCAUUUCUCCUUUAGAGCUGUUGAUGAUGUUUCUUCUGGUAUUACAUCUACUUCAGCUGUGAUUAUUGAGCAAGAAAAAACUGAGGAGUCUAAUGGGGUGGCUUUGAACUCAAAUGGGUCGCCACCGGCGGUUUCCGGCGGAGCUCCGGUGGCGGAGGUGGGGGUGAGGAAGUUUCAGGAUAGUAGGUGGGUUGGUAGGACAUGGGAUUUGAAGCAAUUUGAGAAAGAUGGGAAGAUUCAUUGGGAUUCUGUUAUUGAUGCAGGUGACAGUCUUUAUCUCCAAUUUGUUUUCUUUUUCUUGAAGUUGAUUUAAUUAUAUGAUUAAUUA
This is a messenger RNA of Nicotiana attenuata, 533 nucleotides long. Its product is annotated as light-harvesting complex-like protein 3 isotype 2, chloroplastic. The record is from RefSeq and is a predicted model, not a curated record. The coding region runs from base 93 to 518 and encodes 141 amino acids. The transcript has a single exon. NCBI's taxonomy places the organism in Eukaryota, Viridiplantae, Streptophyta, Magnoliopsida, Solanales, Solanaceae.